Molecule: messenger RNA, 3862 nt
Organism: Tuber aestivum (summer truffle)
Lineage: Eukaryota; Fungi; Ascomycota; Pezizomycetes; Pezizales; Tuberaceae
Source: the annotation of a GenBank genome assembly
AUGCUCAGUGGUAUGGUUCCUUUUAGUUGUCACAUGUUCUAUCUAAGCGGUGAGGCUAAUUAUGAGACGAAAUUUCGAAAAUGUGCAAAAAAGUCUUCUGGUCUACAAUUGUCUUUGUUGGAUGCAACUAAAAACUCCUGCCGAUUAUAUACGAGACUCCUUCAUUCUUCCCGGAAAUCAUCAGAGAGCGACGCGUCGGGUUCUGCCGCUGUGGCCGAGGAUAGUGAGGAGUCCUCUUAUACUGCUGGUGAUAGAUUUAAGUCGUUCCGGAAAGUAGGUGCUUAUUCAACUCGGGGAUCUGAGACAAAAUGGACCGUACCGCCUUCGAAUGCGCAUGGCUCAGCGGGCAACGGGAUGAGAAAUGGGCCACCCUCAGGAUGGCCGAGUGGGGGGGCUCCAGGUCGUGCUGGGCCUACUGCAGUCUCGGCACCGAUAAGUCGGUAUCGGAGGAACCAGCAGAGCUCCUAUGGCCCGCCUUCUUCGUGGAGUAAUACUGGACGAGCAACAACUAUGAGUAAUCCGGAUAAUAAAUUUGGCUCUAGGCCUUCAUGGAACACUCGUCCCCCCUCAAAGCCUGCUGCUGCGGAAGGCGGUGCUCAUGAUACACGACCUCCACCUUCACAGGGCCCUAUUCGAUCGUUGGGCGGUUUCAGAACGAGAUCCGACACCCCAGAACAUAGAAACCCAAAUACAUCGUCUGGCUCUUUGGGUUCAAGACUAAAAUGGAAUGACCCUCCACCGCAGCGGCUUUUUGGAGCAAAAGGAGAACACCAGCGGACGGAACAAACUAGAGACAAACCGCUUAUUCGCACAACCUGGGCUGGCCGAACUAUGGGUGACAGCGGGCCUAGAGUAUCAAAUGGAUUUCCGCCGGGUAGGUCACAAUCAGGUGGCCCGGAGUUGAGGAAACAAGAAGGAUCGAUCAAUUACACACGUGAGCUCGAUCAAGCCGAGCCUCGAUCAAGUAUAGGAGCCGGUAAGGGUGGACCACCAUCAGUUAAAACUGCCCAUGGCGGGCUUGGGCAAUCCAUCGCGAUUGGUCGGGAAUCACUUAGCUGUAGCACUGAUACUCCCAAAGCGCCUGAUGACAUCGGGACAUUCGGGGACCAAUCACAGCAAGUAUCAGAAAGUACGGAGCAUUUCUCAGCUACUCAAAAGAUGAACCAGAUAGAGGAGAUAUCAUCUACCUAUGUACCAAUCGGGACUAAGCCACCUGGCUUAACUGAGACCGAGGAAAGAAAUAUUGAACAACGGAAUGUUCAGGAGGGAGAGGCGGGGGUAUCGGGAUUUGCACCCGGCCAUAUGACAGAAGGGCUCCGAACCCAGCCGCUCACUCCUGUUGAGCUUGAAUACGAAGGGCGGCAGUCAGCCAAGCCUCGUGGGAAGUCUCGUGGGCGCGAAUUUGAUGACGGGGAAUCUGCUAUCCUGGAAGAGGACGAGAGACCAUUGACCAGCAAAGCUGCAAAGAAGGCAAGGAAAGCAAAGAAGAGGCAAAAGCAGAUUGAGGCGGUGCCGGCUAUGGUCCCCCUUUUUCUCCCUGAAUAUAUCAGCGUCGCAAACUUGGCAAGAGCGGUGAAGAUGAGGUUGGAUGACUUUAUAGUUCAAAUGCAAAAUAUGGGCUUUGAGGAUGUCAGUUAUGAUCAUGUAAUGAACGCUGAAGUUGCAGGACUUAUUGCUAUGGAGUAUGGUUAUGAGCCGAUAGCAGAUACCAGCAAGGAAAAGGAUCUCCUCCCGCGGUAUGUUUUGUUAUCCCGUUUUUCUGGACACAUCUGAUACUUUAUAGCCCUCCACCUAAGGACAAAUCCGUUCUCCAACCCCGCCCUCCAAUUGUUACAAUUAUGGGACACGUUGAUCAUGGGAAAACAACCCUUCUUGAUUGGUUGCGGAAAUCGUCGAUUGUCGCUACUGAGCAUGGUGGUAUCACCCAACACAUCGGUGCCUUCUCGGUCACAAUGCCCUCAGGAAGGAUCAUUACCUUUCUGGACACUCCUGGACACUCUGCGUUCCUCUCCAUGAGGGAACGAGGUGCCAAUGUUACCGACAUCGUGAUUCUCGUCGUCGCGGCUGACGACUCGGUCAAGCCCCAAACUAUAGAGGCAAUCAAACACGCAAAGGCUGCAAACGUGCCCAUGAUCGUGGCUAUCAACAAGAUUGACAAAGAGGGAUCAGAUAUAGAUGGUGUCAAGAGGGAUCUCGCCGAGAGUGGGGUGGAUAUUGAAGACAUUGGUGGCAAUACCCAGGUUGUGCUUGUGUCUGGAAAGACGGGACAAGGAAUGGAGGAGCUCGAGGAGGCUACCCUUACGUUGAGCGAAGUUUUGGAUAUGAGGGCAGAAACAGAGGGGCUGUGUGAAGGGUGGGUAUUAGAGGCAGGGACAGAGAAGAGAGGAAAGGUUGCCACGGUCCUAGUAAACAGGGGGACAUUAAGGCCAGGCGAUGUUAUAGUCGCCGGACAGACUUGGGCCAGAGUACGGAGCUUGGUCAACGAGCACGGCGUUGGAAUUGAAUUUGCUACUCCAGGAACUCCUGUUACAGUCGAUGGAUGGAGAGACCAGCCGUUGGCUGGUGACUCUGUAAUACAGGCGGUUUCUGAGGUAUGUCUUCCAGACCUCCGGUAAACUUCCAGUUACUCAUGUCAUCCACAGGAUAGAGCAAAAACAGCUGUCAACUUCCGCAUGGAAAAGACACAACGUCUCCGACAAGCCGCAGACAUGGAAGCUAUCAACAACCAACGGCGCGCACAGCGCGAGAAGGAAGCAGCCGAGAAAGCGAUUCGGGAACAAGCCCUAGCUAAUAACCAAGAUCCCGACGCCGCCGUCGCCGCCAGUGAAAAACUUGCAGCAGAGAGCCGGAGGAAGUACGAAGUUGUCAACUUCAUUGUGAAGGGCGAUGUCGCCGGGUCUGUAGAGGCAGUGGUAGAAGCCGUCUCGCCACUAGGCAACGAAGAAGUUGGGGCACGAGUCAUUAGGUCCUCUUUUGGAGCCGUGACUGAAUUCGACAUAGAUCACGCCGCUGCGGCCGAAGGUGAGAUUCCCUCUCUCACCCCUCCUCCGUCUCUCUUUCCACACAAUCUAAUAUAAUAGACAGGUUAUGUCCUUUGCUUCAACCUCUCGGCCGAACCCGAAAUCAUCCAAUACGCCCGAAACAAAGGCGUGACCAUAAUGACUCACAACGUCAUCUACCGCCUAGUGGACGAGGUCUCCGCGAAGCUCUCUGAAAAACUCGCCCCACUAAUAAAGUACUCUGUCAAGGCCGAAGCAGGGAUCAUCCAAAUCUUCACCAUCAACGUGAAGAAACGAAAGACUACGCAAGUCGCGGGAUCCUUGGUGAAGAACGGGAAUCUCUACAAGCACGAUAAGGUCCGGGUGUUGAGGGACGGGAAGACCGUCUAUGAUGGUGAGUUUGACUCCAUGAAGAUUUUCACCAAGGAGGCUACGGAGGUGAAAAAGGGGGGUGAGUGCGGAGUUGGGUUUAAGGGGUGGGGAGACUUCCAGCCCGGGGACACGAUUCAGACGUACGAAAUCAUUGAGGAGGCGAGGACCAUCUAGUAUUCCCCUAUUUUCCUUAAUAAGUAUUCCCUUUCUAUAUUUUCGGAGUUUGCCACAUUUUUUCUUUCUACUCCCUCCCUCCCUCACCUUAACCAGGUCCAGCGGAAUUUUCCACACAAAACAACACGCGGAAGGUUCAAAACAGAGAUAACACCAGAUCUGAGCGGUGAGGGCGAGGUUAUUAAUUUAGUCAGUCGGCUGGCCGUUGGUGAUUCGGGGAUAUCAUGCAAGAAUAAAAAUGGGAAUAGAGCAUCAGGAGUUAUGUUAUUAUAUAUUAUUUCCCCUCUUGUUUUUUUGCAACCAUCAUUUUCUUUUCG